AUGUCACUGCUGCAGGCUUCUUUUGCUUCAGACACCGAAUCAGAUGAUGAAGAGUUUCAGGCUGCGGAGGCUCAAGGCAGCAGCGAAUCUGAAGAAGCUGACGAUGCUGCUGCUGCUGCUGCAGACAGCAGCAGCAGCAGCAGCAGCAGCAAAGGAGACGCUGCAGCAGAAGCAAGUUCCGCUGACGCAGAGGCUGCAGCAGCAGCAGAACAGGAGGCACGAUGCGGCAGGAAGAAGUGGAAGCUUGAUAUGAAGCAGAGCAAACGGAAGCAGAAACGUCUGGCGCAGCAGCAGCAGCGAGCAGCAGCAGACGCGGCGUAUGCGGAGCUGCUGCAGCAGCACAAAGAAGCAAUCAAGCAGUACCCUGCCUCUGUAGGCCGUUGA
Messenger RNA from Eimeria tenella, 384 nucleotides. RefSeq lists its product as uncharacterized. Lineage: Eukaryota; Apicomplexa; Conoidasida; Eucoccidiorida; Eimeriidae. Bases 1 to 384 code for a protein of 127 amino acids. The transcript is spliced from 2 exons. The record is from RefSeq and is a predicted model, not a curated record.